AUGGCAGAUACUGAUAAUCGUCUUUGUGAUCAAUCAUAUAUGAAUGGUAUGAUUCGCCAGAUGCUAAUAGAUUCUAUUGAUCAAUCAUUAAUUAAAGGUUUUCGUAUGAUUUUAAUAGGUACAAUAAAUGAUAUACAAGUAGCAAUCAUUUGCCAUUCAGAUUUUGCUGAAGAAAAAUUACUUAGCUUAGUACGUAUGAUAUGUCGAUCAUCACUACAAUCACUUACAAUUCAAACUGAAAAAUCACUUUUAAUUGGUAUUAAACGGAGAAUUGAUACCAAUAUUCAAGAUGCAAGAAUAUCCUUAAAAAUAUUUCUCAAUGGUAAAUUCCAUUCUCAAAUCGUUACGAAUAAAAGUCAUUCAUUUAAAUAA
Molecule: messenger RNA, 372 nt
Organism: Rotaria sp. Silwood1
Lineage: Eukaryota; Metazoa; Rotifera; Eurotatoria; Philodinida; Philodinidae
Source: the annotation of a GenBank genome assembly